Molecule: messenger RNA, 1410 nt
Organism: Saccostrea cuccullata (small rock oyster)
Lineage: Eukaryota; Metazoa; Mollusca; Bivalvia; Ostreida; Ostreidae
Exons: 7
Coding region: 67-1254 (395 amino acids)
Source: RefSeq, a predicted model, not a curated record
AAUUUGAGCGAGUGAGUGCGUGCAGCUCGAGACGAGUAGCGCAAUAUCAGAAAACAGGCGAUUGACAUGAUGAGAUCCUUAAAAGUUCUGUUGGUCUUACUUUCUCUUUUUUGUGUGUCCCUUUCAAGGGAGUUGGACUCUGGGGAUGAUCUACGUGCUGUUCUCAGAAAACUGGAGAGACUUCUGUCAAGGGAGAUCACUGGUACCAACCCCACACCGGGACCAGAUGGAGAAACCGAUAAAGGACUGUCCGGGGUGUUCAACACGAUUCUAGAACCGUACUUCGGUAGCUUUCCAAGUGGAAAUUUCCAAUUCACGGAGCUGUCUUUGACACGUGAAGAGUUUGUGAAAAUUGCGAAUGAAUGGUACACCACCACUCUCUCAAGGGACUCAUCAGAGUUACAACAAAAGGCGUUUUCCAACAUGACCAGUGUUCUAUUGGAGGCCAUUUUCAAAUGUCCAACAGCAAAAAUCAACCAGAUGGUUUUCUACGUUCUGAAGGACCGGGAGCGGGCCAUGACAGAGGGUGACCGGAAUAUGUACGACUACGUGAAAAAAAUCCUAGAAAACCAAAUAACGAACGACAUCACGAGAGAAAGUGUCGCCCGGAUGAUUGUGAAGGAUGCGCAUAGACAUAUGUUUGGAGACUUUAUGAAGUACAUCAAGUUCUUCUACUUUAAAGAUAUCAUGGAAUUCUUUGGCAAAAUGAAGACCUUGUUAUACGAAGCUAGAAAAGAUGAACUGAGUGUUUCUGAAUUUGACCAAAAAUUAAAUGAGCUGCUUACGUCGGAGAGUAAGUUUGAUUUCAAAUGUCCUCGCCUGCAACAUCUAUGGGAUUUUCACCAGGCACUCGCCGUUCGUUUUCAACAAAAGUUUUCCGAGGACAAACACUUAGGUGAAGCAAGGACGACGAUGACAAAAUACUUGGCUGGAUACCUAACCAGUGAUCCCACGCCUGUCGUCAGUGCCAUUCUCCGAGUCUACAGCAAGUACGUGAAGGGGGCAGUGCGCAACUUUGAACGAGUCGAGACCCACAUGACUACUCGAAACAUGGACGACAUCAUCAACUUUGUGUCUGAAUUCCUCAAUGAAGAGCAGCUUCAGUAUUUGAAGUCUAUCUUUGAAUAUCUGAAAGUAACAGAAAGCGGCAGGAACAUUGGCAGUAGAGGAAUGGGUUCAUCCUCCGAUUGGGAUGAUAUAAUAGAACCCGACAGUGGAUUUGGAGGAGAUGAAAAUACAGAACCAUUCCCAUAGAUGGAGAUGGAACAAUCGAAUGAUACCCUGUGACUCCGGAUAACGAAUGGUCCACCAUAUACUAGCGACGACACGAACAGAAUUUCAGUCUCCUGUGCAAUUGGAGAUUUUGAUCAAUGAAAUAUGAACGAAGUCAAUGACAACAGACUCGUAGAA